Paramuricea clavata is the source of this 1146-nucleotide messenger RNA. NCBI's taxonomy places the organism in Eukaryota, Metazoa, Cnidaria, Anthozoa, Malacalcyonacea, Plexauridae. The record is from the annotation of a GenBank genome assembly.
AUGACUGCAUUUGAUAAUCAAGAAAAUAAAACCACCUCAACUUUUACGGGACAAGUUGUUGGAUUCGCACAGCCACGCGGAGAGCUUGUUAGUCCUACAAUAUCAUGUACUCAGUUAAAUGGUGAGUUUUGGCCUCAUUCGUAUGUAUAUUUCGUCUUAUCUCUUAGAUGCGAUAGUAUACUUUUACUCCGUCGUACCCUUGUUAAAAUUGAGCACUCGUGCGUGUAAUUAGACAAUAUCGUUUCUAGUUAUAAAAAUUUGAACUCUAUUCUGUAUUCAAUAUAGAUUUUGCUUAUCAUUAAAAAUAUAUGUGCAGGCGUUGCAUUAGGUUAUGCCGUUUGCCGAGUGUAAUUUUCUUUGUAAAAUUAAUCAGUAUAGGCGUGGGAUAAUUAAAUAAAGUUCCUUCCUAUUCAUACCUUCAUAACUUUGUUUUGUUAAGAAAUCAUUCAACCUACGCAAUAAGCUUAAUUAGAAAAUUAGCUUUUUUCAAUCUGCUUUAUAAUUCAAUUUCUGCAAAUAAUAUGCAAUUAUCGAAUCGGUUAUUCACUAAUUUUUGUAAUUGCAGUAAUAGCGCGGAGUCAUUCUCGCAAUUUAUCAUUCAUGCGAGUUGACUAAAUUGGCGGGAACAGAAAAUUUUGUCAUCAACUUUUCUAAAUCUAUUGCAAAGUCAGUAAAACAAAGAAACUGUGCUAAUGUUUUGAAUUCGAUACUUUUCGGCAACGCCAACGAGAUGUCACAUCAAACAUUUUUCACUCGCUGCACGCUUUUGGUUUAAAUUCGUUCGAGUCACGAACCGACACGUUUCGAAUCACUAUAGUCUCUUCCUCAAAGCGUGCUCGGUUUCAAUUCGAAUUCAAUUCGUCUGGCCCCUUGCAGGCUUUGCGAGCAUAGCCUUAGAUUGAAAAGCAGUUUUCUUCUUUCGUUAAAAGAUAGUCUUUUUUAAUUCGUACAGUGUUGUGUAAAAGAAAGCGGGAGGGCGACGAUGUUUACGAGAAAAUUCAAAAGAAGAAGCGACGACAUCGCACGGUAUUUACUCGAUAUCAACUGGAACAGUUAGAGCUAGCCUACCGCGUCUCACAAUAUCCCGAUGUCGAAACCAGAGACUCGCUGGCGAGGAAAGUUGAUUUGGAUGAAGGGAGAGUGCAG